ACCACCGCACAUCCCGUAAGCGCGGAUAUCGAGCCUCCCAACCUAAACGCUGUCCACUCCCUCAACCCUGUCCUCGAUCGAUACAUCUGAUGUGAGCGAUAUUUUCUUCGUUUCCGCAUUACAGUCCUUUCCGUGAACAGUACUUUCCGUGAGCUGCGACGUUGUCACGCCGAUAAUGAUGACUGGAGAUUCGUCGGCGACAGGCAGAGCGACCUCUGGCCCGUCGCCGUCGCUCGCGACGGGGUCUGUUGCAACGGACGUGCUAUCCGCCGCGCGCGAUCGCUGCUACAAGGCACGAGAUGCAUUCUACGCUUGCGUAGAGACAGCAGCAGCAGCACCAGCAGCAGCAGCAGAGGCAACAAUCGCAACACCUGCUGGUGCUCGGGACCAACCAGCUGGGGCUGCAGCAGGAGCAGACGGGAGAGGUACAUCAGAAGCUGCUGCCAGUGGCAGCAGCAGCAGCAGCAACGAUACCCAUGCCAGCAGUUUACCAUCAUCCAGCACAUCGGCAGCAUCAACAGCAUUGCCAAGAUCACCACGCUCGAGAUCACCAUCGUCAAAGGCCUUGGAUUAUCCUCCUUGUUGUCAGUCAGCGCGCUCUCUUUAUGAGCAGUCCUGCCGACCUGCAUGGGUUUUGCACUUUGAUCGGCUGUACAUAGUAGAGAGAAAAAUGAACAGUGUUGUACGGUUUUCCAAAAAUGGAAGUUCGUGAUAUAGCAACUCAAGAUAGGUGUGGUUGCCACCUUUAUGUCUUUAAAGUUUGCUGCUGCUGUAAUUCAAGUUGUGGAAAUCUUUGUGU
Molecule: messenger RNA, 799 nt
Organism: Closterium sp. NIES-67
Lineage: Eukaryota; Viridiplantae; Streptophyta; Zygnematophyceae; Desmidiales; Closteriaceae
Source: the annotation of a GenBank genome assembly